Molecule: messenger RNA, 813 nt
Organism: Dissoconium aciculare CBS 342.82
Lineage: Eukaryota; Fungi; Ascomycota; Dothideomycetes; Mycosphaerellales; Dissoconiaceae
Exons: 1
Coding region: 1-813 (270 amino acids)
Biological process (GO): poly(A)+ mRNA export from nucleus
Cellular component (GO): nucleus
Source: RefSeq, a predicted model, not a curated record
AUGUCUGAAUACGCCAAAAAGAAGAACGACGAGCUGAUCGCUCUGUGUAAGGAGCGCGGCCUCGCCCAUUCCGGCAAAAAAGCAGAUCUCGUCAAGCGACUGGAGGAAUUCGACAGCCAGCCGGCCGCGUCAGACACGGUCCCUGCUGGUGCUGCCGCCGCCGCGCCCGAAGACGAAAUCGACUGGGACGAGGACGAUGCGGCCAAGACCGCUACCACCGCCGCCGCCGCCAAUGCGAUCGCCGCAGGAGGCCUAGGACAAGUCCAGAACCCACAAGCCGUCCCCAACCAGGAAGCCGCCAUCGACCCCGCCACCACCAGCGACCUCACAACCCAGCCCGCGCCCGCCGCAUCCGCGCCGGAGGAGCAGAAGGAGGAGGUGGAUUUCAGCACCGGGCUCGCCGCACGCACCAUCGACGAGGAGAUCGAGAAGCGCAAGGCGCGCGCCCGGAAGUUCGGCCUGCCGGAGGACACCGAAGAGAUCAAAGCCCUGGAGCGCGCCAAGCGCUUCGGCACCACUGGUGCCACCGAGAUCCCAGGCUUGGGCCUACUCAAUGGUGCGCUUCCCGAAAAGCGAGAGCGGAAGCAGAGGGGUGGCGAUGCGACCGAGAGCGAUGGAGGAAUCCGCAAGAAGGGCCAGGAACGCUCGCGCGGCGCUCGGGGUAAAGUCCGCGCGGCGGCGUCCGGCGGUGGUGAGAAGAAGGCCAAGCCUGCCUCUGCGGCCGCUGCCGGUGAAGGAGGACAAUAUCCUGGUUGGAUGACGCAGAAGGACCGAGAGGCGGCCGAUAGGCGGAAGGCGAAGUAUGCGUCAUGA